Messenger RNA from Alligator mississippiensis (American alligator), 2573 nucleotides. Its product is annotated as cingulin-like. The transcript has 2 exons. Gene Ontology annotation, molecular function: RNA binding. The record is from RefSeq and is a predicted model, not a curated record. Lineage: Eukaryota; Metazoa; Chordata; Crocodylia; Alligatoridae. The coding region runs from base 44 to 1720 and encodes 558 amino acids.
GCCUGGCCCUUAUAAAGCCCAGAAGCCGAAGGUAAAAGCAUACAUGGCCCAUUACGAGGAGCUGCGUGAUCGAAAUAUGGCCCUUGAAAAGGAGUUGGAGGCCGGAACAAAAGAGACCAAUAGGUUACAGUCUCUGUUCCAGAGGGUGGAGGCAGAAAAGGACCACCUGGGAGAACAGGUGCAGUGCCUUAAAAACCUCCUAGAGGAUAGUGUGGCUAAAGAAGCAGAGACUAACAACGAGAGGGAGCAGGCACUACUUCAAAGGCAAGUUUUAGAGCAGCAGAUUCAGGUCCUGGAAGCAGAAAAUAAAACUCUACAGGCAACAAACAAUCAGAUAGCGGCAAAAGGCCAAGAUUCUGGGGAGUCAGUGGAGAUGGAGGUAACAAGUAUAGUGACCCAGACGGAAGCAGGACUAAAGGACCAACUGGGGGAAGAGAUAUGGUCCCUGAAGACCCUAUUAAAAGAGAGCACAGCCAGGGAGCUGGCAUUGCGAGAGAGGAUCAAACAACAAUCAGUACAGACUGCUCAAAUACAAAGCAGGGAGCUGAUCACAAUAAACAGCCGGUUGGAGGAACAUGCCUCCAAGAUUAAAGCAGGAUAUGAGGAGCACCUUAUGAAGUAUAAAGGCUUGAAAGAGAUUCUAAUAAACACAGAAAAACUGGUAAAGACUGGGCAGCCCAUGCUCCUAAAGGCCCUGGAAAAUCAGGAACCAUCCAGGACAAAAGGCUUAGAGAUUCCUAGGGAAGAAGAGGAAACAGAGCAGCAGGAAAGGACUGCAAGGAUGGAGGCACUCGUGGGGUUUACCCCUGAGAGGGCGAAAGAAGAGAUCACCAUUACAGUAAUGGAGUGCCUGAAUCAGAGAUGGGGUCAGUGGGUGAACCAAUACACCGAAGAGAUGAAUGGCCUGAGGGAAAAACUAGAGAAACUUGCAGGCUCGUGUGAUGCUGGAAGAUUGACAGCACCAAAACAAGGGCAACAGAGGGAAGUAGACCAGAGACCAAAAAUGGCCCAGGCUCGGGCAUAUAAUAAGCAAGGUAUAGCUUCUAAAGGGGAGAGAGUGGCAGAAGCCCUGAGUAAAAGAAAGGUACAAGGGCCUGAGACGGAAAGAAGGGGCCAAAACCCCAGGGAAACUAAGGGGGGAGGAGGAGGAGGUCUCAAGCUUCACCCUAAGGGUGAGGUAUCCAGCCCUGCACAGAAACAGAGACUAAACAGAAUACAGACCGCAGGUCAAGCUAAGGAGACCAACGGUCCAUCCACUACGCAGGACAUUCAGCUGGAGAAGGAACAAAGGGGACGAAGGCGGCCAUGCGUUUACAUUAAUGACAUCGCAAGGCGAGUUAAAUGGUGGACCCUGAGGGAAGUAAUUGAAGCAAAGGUGGGAGGCGUAGCCUACGUAAAGAUUUAUAAAGGGCUGAUGGGAAGACCUACCAGCCAGGCGAAGGUAGAAUUUUGGAGGGAAGAAUACGCCCAGAAGGCAUUGGAGAGACAGUGGGAGAUUUGGAGAAGGCUUCAGGGGCUACAGAAAAUCUUAGAAAAACAAGAAACCAGACAACCUGCAUGGAGAAAGAGACCAGGGUAUGUAGGGGUAGAAGAUAGACGGGCCAGAAGUGAAAGGGAGAAGAAACCCCGAAAGACAGGCGGGAGUUUGACCGACAGGGACUGCAACCUACCAAGGUCGGCUAGUGUGGGGGGACUGCCUGCGGCGGGGCAACUCCCGUAAAAUCCCUCAUGGUGCGCCUUGGGUAAAAGGCGAGUAGGAGGCGCCUAAAAACCUCCGCCUCUACUCAUUGGAAAUGUCGGUGGGCCAGCACAAGAGCACCAGAGAAAUAAGACGGGGGAAUGCAACCCAACAAGAGUGAAGAUCCGCCUUGGUGAGUCGGGAUCUUAAGGGGGGAGGUGUGUCACAGAGCACUGAGGUGCCCUGUGCCUGAAGAAGGAAAAACUGCUAAGGAAGGAGCCCUAGCAGUGAUUAGGGAGCACAGGUGUGGGUUGCCGGGGUAACUAAUGAAAGUCAGCUGGCCGGAAGGGCAGGGCCUGGCCCUUAUAAAGCCCAGAAGCCGAGGCUUGAGGCAGUUCCCUGCCAGCAGCCAGAGAGGCAGGAGUUCCUGGAGUAAUGAUGCGGCUAGAAGCCUAACAGCAGAAACGGUGUUCUCAGCCCAAAAUACUACUGCCUCAUUCCCAGAAAGCAAUUCUGCCACAAGAAGUGACACUAGUUAAAGAGAAUUAGAUAAAGAACAAAUCUUCUGCUGCUUGCCCCAGCUCCCGCAAAAUAAACUACAUCAGAAAACUAACUCUAGAACAGCAGUUUCUUCCAAGACGAAAUGCUUACUGAUAUGAUAAGAAAAAACAUGUGAGACCUAUAGGAAACAGUGUCAUCUAGUGCCUCAAAAUAUAGCAUUUAUAUCAGGGGUGGGAAAAAUAUGGCCUGUGCGCUGGAUUCGGCCCAUGGAGGGACUUUGCCUAGCCCACGGUGGGUCCCUUGGUCCUGCCUGGCCCAGAUGCCAUCCAGCCUGUGGCACAUCCUGCCACCCCUUGGGCACACAGCUGAGGCAGCUCCACAGCUAGACUGCCUU